Messenger RNA from Megalobrama amblycephala (Wuchang bream), 5429 nucleotides. RefSeq lists its product as uncharacterized. The record is from RefSeq and is a predicted model, not a curated record. The transcript has 7 exons. Bases 399 to 4730 code for a protein of 1443 amino acids. Gene Ontology annotation, biological process: negative regulation of DNA-templated transcription. Lineage: Eukaryota; Metazoa; Chordata; Actinopteri; Cypriniformes; Xenocyprididae.
GCCCCUGGGGCUCCUUUAGGGGCUCCUGGGUAAAUUUAAAGAGACAGUAGCGUCUAUGAUGUAGUGACGGCUGCACCACGGGGCCCAUAUGUUAUGUUUUAUCUUAAUAUUAUAUUUUACACCAGAUUGUAAACAAAGGGAGUGAGGGACGCUACUGCUUUAAGAUUUUAUCCGCACAUGAUCGUACAUCCUGGUACUUUCACCGUUUUCAAGGAACCGAUAUAAAGAAAGGCUGCAACGGGAAGAGACUGCAGUGUCCUGAGACUGAGCUUAAAGAAAGUUAGGUGUCACUACCAGGUCACCUACUCUUGGAUUUUCAGAAAAAUGGACAGUAUGCCUCAAGCACUGCAUGAAAAAUCCAUCUAAACAGAAAGACCUUGUGAGACUGCUUCACAUAAAUGAAAGAUGUGACCCCACAGAAAUCCUGUUUAGAGCAGGUUUUGCCCUGCCUAAGAAGAUGUAAUCCAGUGGUUGAUGUUAACCAGCAGUAUAAUGGUGUAACUAAUCAGCAGCCAUGUCCAGCAAGACUUUCUCUAAACGUCGUUAUCAGCCAGCAGCAGAGUUUGAUGAUGUCACUCUUGCCCGCAAAAGGGAGUACUGGAGGAGCAAGAAAAGAGAGCAGAGGGCAAGAAAGUCAUCUGCCAAAAAAAAAAAUCGGAAAUGAAAAUCUGGGGUUGUGCAUGUCCGUUGUUAGUGAUGAACCUGCCUUGCAGAUUCCCAAAGUUGACAAUGAUCCCUCUUUACAUAAUCAUGAGAUUUCAUGCAAACUGGAAGAUACUGAUGCUCCUAGAAACUCUUCCAGCUCAGGUCUAUCAGUAUCUGAAUGUAAUGUUACUAUGGUGUCAUGCCAAAAAGAGAGAUGGUUUCAAAAGACUAAGCUCAACCAUGUCUUACCUAAAUUCCCAGAAACAAGCACAAAUUCCCUGAAGGGUGUAAUUGGCAAUAAAAGAUUAAAGUCCUCAUUUACAGGGUCAUCAAACACAGAUGCUAAAACAGAGUCUUUCUGCCCAAUAGGCCAUUCAGUUACUACAACAUGCAUCGAGUUGCAUUCAAAGAGCACUCAUACUCAAAAAACAAAAACAGGCAUGUCAUCCCUAAAUAGCAAGCAAUUAGCAACAUCUCCGCAAAGCCAUGUUUCUAUGGUUUUACCAAUGCACAACAACCAAAAUAUGCCUCAGAUCUGUCUCAGACCCUUGACCUCUGCAGAAUGUAAGGUUCAUAAAGAGCAGAGCCUUGUUCACAGUCACAUCGCUAAGAGAAGAACAUGUGCCUUUGCUUCAAAGCACAACACCACAAUGGCUAUGACUGAAGAAGAGAUGGCUGCUAAGCGUAGAGAGAACUGGCGCAUCAAAAAGCGAGAACAGAGAGCAAAGCGUGCUGCAAAGCUGGCUCGGGACCGAGAAGGGAGUCUCGGACAAGGACAGUCUUCCUGUAUCAUGAAUGCUUCAUCUCCUGCCAACAGUAAGGCCUUGAGAGGAAUCAGCUUCAACUCAGCGAAUCCUAAAUGCCUCAAUCAACAGUCUUUUGGAGUAAAAUGUAUUGCUUCUCGGACACAACUACAUGUCCAGGACACAAAACCAAACCAUGCAUCCUUAUCCUCUGGUAUUUUGCAACCAUCCUCAAGUAAAUCCAAAGUGCCGCAAUUUGCACACACUCAAAAGAGACAUUGUCAAGAGCCAACAAAGAAGUUUUUCCUCGGUGCUUCCAAAGUCGAGUCUCCUGAGGAUCGGCAUGCCAGACAGAAGGAGUACUGGCGAAUUAAAAAGCGUGAGCAGAGAGCAAGGCUGUCUACAGUGGUCAAAGCACAACUGAAGGAACAAAGCACACUUAAACAUUGUGGGAGACGCUACCACAACAGUUUCAAUCAGAUGUGUGGGGUUCAGGUGAAUAGAGCAGGUGCAUUUACAAGUUCCUCAGACAAAAUUGGUGGUUUUAUCAAAGAAGAUGGCAUGGUGACGGUCUCCACUUCGAAGACGACAUCUGAGUCUUCUCUACCUGGAAGUCACGACUAUUCCAAUGUGAAAUGUGUCAGAAAGGUAAGACUCCAGGUUCAAGUACAUUCGCCCCUAUAUUCAGAUGCUCAACCAGUCACAAAGCUCAUUUCUCCUCCAUGCAACAUUUCCAAGGCUCACCAUAACUCUCUGGUAAAGUCUAGCUUAGCCGGAGGUGCAGUUAUGGGCAGUAUGACAGUCACCAUCCAGUCCGAAGCCCCAACAGAGGAAGAAAGGAUCGCCCGUUUAAGGGAGUACUGGAGGAUAAAGAAACGAGAGCAAAGGGCUAGUCGGGCUGCCCGGCUCGGGAAUGGUCUGCUUAGGUCAAAAGUUUCAGUUUUAAAGCAGAGAGAGCAAAACAAGAAGUCAAAUAAAAGGGACAGUAUUACUUCAUCCAUUACUAAAACAGGUGCCCCAACCCCUAUUAAAGAAGAACACAUCAAUCCUCCUAUAGAUGCUGUAUUUUCCAUCCCAGAAAUUACUCCCUGCAUCAGUGCCAUAGAUGGCAAACCUUCACCCUGUCCAACCUUAAAGUCACACAUUGAACCUCCAGCAGCUGCGAACCAUCAUGCCACCACUCUUCAAGCUGUGGCCUCCAUGAAAAAGCUCCUGGAGGAAUCAGUUUCCACACCAGAAGACAGUAACGCCACCAAAAUGCAUGUUAAGUGUGAAAAUGAGCCUCUUUGGCUAACUAAAGAUGACCUUACAUCUGAAGAUGCAAAGCUAAAUAUUACUUUACAACAAUACGACUUAUUAGAGCAUGAUGUCUCAGAGGAUACAAGCCUUAUAGAUUUCAAAAUGAGUCCUCAAACAUUUCCUUUUGAAGACACUAGCCAUCAUAAGUCUCAUAACUUCUGUCAAGAGGCUGCAGAUGGAAGUCAUGACUUUUCUCCAGUGGCUGUGCAACCUCAGUGCAUAAACACCCAGAAGUUCAGUGAUGAUGGAGCAGAUCCCAAGCAGUCCUGCCCUUCACAGGCCUCGCAAAAGAAACAGCUUGGUGAGAGCGAUGAGCUUCAACGAAAGAGAGAGUAUUGGAGGUUAAUGAAGAGAAAACAGCGGGCCAGAAAAGCCAACAAAGAUGCAGCCAAAGAUGCAAAUAAGACAGAGGAAGAAAGGAUCGCCCGUUUGAGGGAGUACUGGAUGAUUAAGAAACGAGAGCAAAGGGCUAGUCAGGCUGCCCGGCUCAGGAAUGGUCUGCUUAGGUCGAAAGUUUCAGUGUUAAAGCAGAGAGAGCAAAACAAGAAGUCAAACAAAAGAGAAAGUAUUACUUCAUCCAUUACCACAACAGUUGCCCCAUCGAGUGCCCCAACCCAUAUACAAGAACACAUCAAUCCUCCUAUACAUGCUUUAUUUUCCAUCCCAGAAAUUACUCUUUGCAUUAGUGUUAAAGAUGGCAAACCUUCACCCUGUCCAUCUUUAGAAUCACACAUUGAACCAGCAGCUACGAACCAUCAUGCCACCACUCUUCAGGCUGUGGCCUCCAUGAAGAAGCUUCUGGAGGAAUCAGUUUGCACACCCGAAGACAAUAAUGCCACUGAAAUGCAUGUUAAGUGUGAAAAUGAGCCUCUUCUGUUAACUAAAGAUGACCUCCUUACAUCUGAAGAUGCAAAGCCAAAUGUUACCUUACAACAAAAUGUCUUGUUAGAGUGUGGUGUCUCAGAGGAUACAAGCCUUAAAGAUAUCAAAAUGAGUCCUCAAGCAUUUCCCUUUGAAGACACUAGCCAUCAUAAGUCUCAUAACCUCUGUCAAGAGGCUGCAGAUAGAAGUCAUGACUUUUCUCCAGUGGCUGUGCAACCUCAGUGCAUAAACACCCAGAAGUUCAGUGAUGAUGGAGCAGAUCCCAAGCAGUCCUGCCCUUCACAGGCCUCGCAAAAGCAGCAGCAUGGUGAGAGCGAUGAGCUUCAACGAAAGAGAGAAUAUUGGAGGUUAAUGAAGAGACAACAGCGGGCCAAAAAAGCCAACAAAGAUGCUGUUCUUCACAGUCUGGUUCCACAGACUCAGACACCCAGCACAACUCUCCUGCUAGCCAUGUCCCAGGACACUUCCGCAUGCAGAAAGAUCCCCAUUCAGAAGCAAACAAGAAGGUGCACCAAACCUGCAGGUCCACAGGCACAGCUGAGAGAUAAAUCAAGAACUAACAAAAGCCAGAUUGUGGCCAAGCCAAAUCCACAAGUUGAUCCACAGGAGGUUAUACGUAGAAGACGCAUGCAAUGGAGGAUCAAGAAACAGAAGCAGAGAGCUAGAAAGGCAGCAAAUGAGAGAAAGCUACGCCAGGCGAUGCUCCCUCCACAAGGCCAGACUUCGGGUCAGAACAUCACCAGUUUCUGCUCAACAGUUGUUCAGAGCAUAAAAUCAGAAGACCAACUGGACUACUUAGCUGAGCCAUGUCAAACUGCACUCAAAGAGGAGUCAAGCUUUGCACCAAAUGAUGCAACGGAGGGGCCGUUGUCACAGGCCGAGUGGAGAAACGUCUACCUCAUGGACUCUGAUCCUGUCAACCUGUUGUUGGUGUGUAUGGUUUGUGGAGAGCAGCAGUACUCCCUCAGUGUGGAAGCGGCGAAGGCUCACAUUGAGGAGGUUCAUCCUAAUACAAUAUCGUUGGGAGAACUUGAACGUGAAGGCAUUCUUGAUGCCUGGGAUAAACAGGUGGCCGUCCGCGAGCACUCCAUCACCCACCAGCUUCAACAGCGAUGCAGCGCUCCUACAGGUAACGGAAAUUCUACAUUCAGUCUGGCUUAGAAAAUAAGAAAUACUUAAUUUUUAUGAAUAAUGUUUCUGAACAGAGUUUCAACUGCCAGGUUAAAAAUGAAAAUAAAGUUGAGGCUGAAGUCUUUGAGUGAAUUGACAGAAGGCAUGAAACACAUUUCACUCAUCCAUUUAUACUGCUGCAUUAACUUCCUUUAUGAACCAGAGCUGAGCCAAGAAAUGGCUGAUUGAUUUAUUAUUAUGGGUAUUGCUUUUGUUAAACAUGUACCAGUAGUACACUAUAUGCUAUAUUUAUCAGUUGUUCCACUGAAACCUGACAUUAAAUAUUUUUUUCUCCUGACUUAUUGAUUUACCUGACACACAUGUGUGUAAAAAUUCUGUUUUCUUACAAUUUGUAAGUACUAUCUGUUUUGUUGUAGUCAUGUGUAGUAGAUUAAUAUCUUUUUUGAUAGGAGAAUAUCAAAAUGUUGAUUCAACCUUUUUCUUUCUGAUGUACUACUGAGCCUCAUUAAAUGUACUUUUAGAUUCUGGUAAUAUUCAAAACCGUGCAGGACCUGUAAAUGAGGUAACAAAAUAAGACAAGUAUGUAAAAACAUUCUCACAUGCACAAACAACUGGAAAAUAUAUAAGAAUUGCCAUUUGUUUGUAGAUUUGAUCAUCAGAUUGUGCACUUUUCAAAAAUUUUGUAAUUUUCUUUUUGUAAUAAAUUGUUGCACUGCAUAAUGUACAGUA